UAUAAAAAGUACAUGGUGUUGUUUUAAGUGGGAGAAGGGAAAAAUUUUCAUUAAGAUCAUGGGCGCAGAGUAUCUUUUUUCACCAAUAGAGAUUUUCUCAAAUUUAACUAAAACCCCUUUAUUGAAAAAAUAUUUUUUCUUUUCUUUCAGCAUUUUUCUUAAUGACUUUGAAUAUGGACAGUUAACUAAGGGUUGUCAUAUUCUGUAAAUCUGAUGGGUUUUUUUGUUGUUGUUGUUUGUUUUUCUGGCUAUCCUUUGCCUCUAUUUAAAAUAAGUUGAAGAAAAUAUCCUCAUACUUACUGAGUACUCAUAAUAUUAUGAGAAAUUUAUAAUAAAAAGAAUGCAUAAAUAUAUCAUCAAUUUUAUUGUUCUUAAUUGGGCCAUUUGCCUUUUCAAAGAGGACUCUGUCAGGCUGAGAUGAUUAUGUGCAAGAGGCAAAUGAAAAUGCUAAGUAGUGGCCCCCAUGGUACACUGCAAAGAGCACUAGUCUGAGAAUGAUAGUUCAAAUGCUUCCGAAUGCUGAGGAAGCUCUUUAAAUCUUUUACUCACUUCCCUCCCUUCCUCCCUUCCUUCUCCCCAUGGGUAAACACAGGAAGGCUAACAUAUACUUUCAUUUUCACUGUCUUGCUUUGCCACUGAGUUAGAUGGACCAUGGCUGAACAAAAGAAGAUUAUUGAUCCAUUGAAGAGUAUAAAGACUAAGCCCACAAAAAUGAUUAAAAAUAUUUUUGAUGAUUUGAUUGAGCAAGAUGUUAUCAAUCCAAACCAGAUAAGGGACAUGAAAAAAGAUUUUUUAAUAGUAAAGGAUAGGAGUGAAAACCUCAUCAAGACUGUCACUCAUAAAAGUAGCCAAAUUAGCCAAAUCGUUGUGAAAAGAUUUUUGACAGCUUCACAGCAACUGCAUUCAGCAAUCCAAGGAGAAGAUGAAAAUUCGGAGGAAAUUGAAAAUGCAGGGAUGUCACAAACAGUAGCUUCCAUUUUAGCACCUCGGGCUAUUCAGGCAGCUGAACCCCUAAACAAGGUCAAGCUCAGCCCUCCAGAUUUCUAUGAAGAAUUGAAAGAAGCAAAGAAUGAAGAGAUAUAUGCAAUUAUGGAAAAGAAAACCCGUAUGCGUCUGGCCCUCAUCAUCUGUAACACUAAAUAUGAUCAUCCAAAUGAGCAAAAUAAGGCUAAAUUUGACAUUCAGAGAAUGAAGGAGCUACUUCAGGACCUGGAUUAUAGAGUGGAUAUCAAAGAAAACCUUACAUCAUUGGAAAUGAAGUCAGUGUUGGAGAAGUUUGCUGACCGUCCAGAACACCAGUCCUCAGAUAGCACCUUCCUUGUGUUCAUGUCUUGUGGCACCAGUAAUGGGAUCAUUGGGAUAGAUCAUAAACAAGAAGACCCAGAUAUCCUGGCCAAUGAUACCAUCUUUGAAAUUUUCAAUAAUAGUAACUGUAGCACACUGAGACAUAAACCCAAAGUUAUCAUUAUCCAUGCAUGGCAAUUAGGAAACAGCCUGGUUUCUUGGGCUGGCAAAUUGCCUUCUGCACUGGGACUGGAUCCUGCCCCACUGAUCUGCUUUGCUACUGAUCCAGGACAGAAGAUCUCAGUUGCUGAUGUACUGUGAUUAAGAUCCUCUCACUGGCUUUCCCAGAUUUCAUCUGAGCUGGAUUAAGCUCCCCUUUUACCCUAAUGAGAUUGACCUUUCUUGAAGUCCUUCUAAUCUUUUUUAAACUUCAGAGUGUUUUCAUUCCAUUAAACUCUGUUCGGAGACUUGUUUUCAUGUGGUUUUUGAGGGAAACUGGGAAAGCUUGAACAGCUUCCUAGGUUCAUUCUGUCAUCUUGGCUCUGACCCGGAACUAGGAAAUGUUUUAUAACUUUAUUAAUAUAGCUCCUGACUUUGUCAUGGCAGGUAGAUUCACAGAUAUUUUAUAUUAACUACAGACAUCUUAAAUGGAAUUUCUCCCCCUCCCCACCUUGUUGCUGAGCUGUAUUCGUAAUAUAUAGAAAUGCCAAUGAUUUAUAAGGUUUUAUUUUAUAUCUUGUAACUUUGUUAAAACUGUUAAUUAUUUCAUGUAGUUUUUUAGUUAGUUCUCUAGGAUUCUCUAAGUAUAUCAUCAUAGACUUUGCAAAAAGUUAUAGUUUUGUUUCCUCAGUGCCAAUAUUCUAUUUCCUUCCAUUUCUUUUUUUCUCUUAUUUCUAAAGCAAACAAGUCUAGUACAAUUUUGAAUAAUAGUAAUGAUUAUGAGCAUCCUUAUUUUACACCUUAUUUUAUUGAGAAUGCUUCUAACUUAUCCCCAUUAUAUAAAAAAAAAAAAAAAACUUGUUAAUGGUUUCUACUGUUUCUAAUAGGAAAGGGUGCUAUAUUUUGUCAAAAGGUUUUCCUGCAUCAAAAGAGAAUACAAUUAAUGCUAGUUUUCUAAUUGAUAUUGUCAAUUAAUUCUGAUACUUUUCCUAAAAUUGAAACAGCCCUGUGUAAAGGGCUUAAAAGUUGUGCUUGAAUCAGAUAACCUAGCACUUAAGGCUAAUUAUCUAUUUGAUAUGAGACAAUGAGUCUAUUAGCAUAUGUUUGGAAAAAUGGCCCUUCUUUCUGUUCAGUGCUUACUCAAUGUUUUGUGUAUACAGAUAAUAGGCAAGGAUUAGAGGGUGGGGUAAAACAAAUCAGACUUCACUUGGACAGAAGGAGGAGGAGAAGAGAGAUGGUGACUUUCAACUGAGAAUCCAGGAGCCUUGUGGCAGUUUUGUCUGUCUCCUUCACUUCUCCCCCUGAAAAACAAGGACUUUUGCUUAUCCUGACUCCGGUUGUUACUGAGACCUCCAGGGAGCUAGCCCAGACUUUACAGCCCUGAAUUUCUGCUAUAAAUCCCACCUGAUCAUAGAGUAUUAUCAGGUCCUAAAUUGCUGCAAUUUCUUUGCAGCAAUACUACAAAUACACUUUAUUUAAAUUGUUUUCAUCAAUAGUCUUUAAGAAAAUUAUUCUGUAAUUCUCUUUCUCUGUAUUGGCUCUUCCUGGUUUAGCUAUCAACUCUAUCAUGAGACAUAAAAAGGAUUUGGCAGGACUUCCCCUUUGCCUAUUUUUAAAUAGUUUACAUAGUAUUGGAACUGAUUUUGUUUUUUUUUAAAAUGCAGUGAAGAAUUUAUUUGUAAUUCCAUUUUCUCCUGGAGAUUUUUUUCUUGAGGAAUUUAUUGAUUU
Molecule: messenger RNA, 3171 nt
Organism: Antechinus flavipes (yellow-footed antechinus)
Lineage: Eukaryota; Metazoa; Chordata; Mammalia; Dasyuromorphia; Dasyuridae
Product: caspase-12-like
Exons: 7
Coding region: 652-1605 (317 amino acids)
Biological process (GO): proteolysis; regulation of apoptotic process
Molecular function (GO): cysteine-type endopeptidase activity
Source: RefSeq, a predicted model, not a curated record